AUGAAUUCUUUUCCAGUAAAGGAAUUGGAAGGAGAGAGUCCAAAUUGGCUCGAACUUCCUACAGAUAUCACAACAAACAUUCUUCAAAGGCUUAACUCCAUUGACAUUCUCACAAGUGCAUGUCAAGUAUCUCCUUUAUGGUGGAACAUUUCUAAAGAUCCUCUCAUGUGGCGUACCCUUAAAAAUUGUGAAGAAGUCUCUGAUAAAGGAUUUAUCGAAUGUGUAAUGAAACUUCCUCUAUUAGAGGAGCUUAACAUUACAUACAAUGAACAACUCUCCAAAGAUUCAAUUGAAGUUGUUGCCCGAAGUUGCCCUCUUUUGAAAUCACUUGAAUAUGGCAGGAGUGUUGAUGAUGAGUACGUAGAAGACUAUAAUAAUGAGGCAUAUGCUAUUGCUGAAACAAUGCCUGGAUUACAUAAUCUUAAAAUUUCUGGAAUUAAUUUUAUCGAUAAUGAUGGGGUUCGUGCUAUUCUUGAUGGAUGUCCUCUCCUCGAAUCUUUCGACCUUUCAUAUUGUUUUAAUUUGUAUUUGACUAGAAGUUUACAGAUAAGGUGUCUUGAGCAAAUUAAGAAUGUUAAGCUUCCAUUUAUUUGUUCUUCAGAUGAUUGGGACUCUGAUAAUUGA
Trifolium pratense (red clover) is the source of this 624-nucleotide messenger RNA. Its product is annotated as putative F-box/LRR-repeat protein 23. Gene Ontology annotation, molecular function: protein binding. Bases 1 to 624 code for a protein of 207 amino acids. Lineage: Eukaryota; Viridiplantae; Streptophyta; Magnoliopsida; Fabales; Fabaceae. The transcript is spliced from 2 exons. The record is from RefSeq and is a predicted model, not a curated record.